CCCCAAUAGCCUGUUAAAUUUAUGCGGGGGAUUUUUUUUUGUCGUUGAGUGUGCACAGAGUGAGUUGUGGAGGAUUUUUUUGGUCGCUUAAAAGUUGGGGAAACUGUUUGGUCGCUGUGGUGUGAUGUUUCAUUAAAAAAUAAACUUUGGGUGAAUUUAUUGCAAAUUCUCCAUAUUCUGAAAGCUAUGGUUUUCAAAUCACCGGCUCAUAUUGUCUUGCACUAUACUUCGUCAUCAUUAUCAUCAGCAGCCACUGAAUAAAGGUCUCCCCACACCGUCGCCAUACCUUAAAGUCCUGCAAUGCUACAAUCCAUCUCACUCCUGCGUGUAAGCUGAUCUCCAUCUCUGAGGCAGUAAUCCUUUUGGGCACGCUCCCUCCUUUGGCUGUUAUUCUGUCACCAGUCUUGCCCAUCGGCCAUCAACUUUUUCGCGAUAUGCCCUGCCCAAGCCCCCAUACUGGUUACGAACAUUCCAUUGUGCUUUUUAAGGUACUUUACAAUGUUUACUCCCGCCGAAACAACACAAUAAUAUGACACGGAUUAGCAUUUUAAGCAGCAGUCAUUGAGCAGCAUUAAAUGAAAAUUUGUUUUUGGGGUUGUCCAGCUAUCAGUUGUAUGCACAGAGGCACUGAAGUACGGAAAUAUAUUGGCAGACAUCAUGGGGAGAUUUCUCAGAUGAAGCAAAACCCAGGACCUCUACCAACCACAGAGCAUCUUGUUAUCCACUCAUGUGUGCGUGGUUUCAUAUUAAUCCUUUUUUUAAUAGAGUGAUUAAUGGCGCAAUAAAAGUAUGCGUGUGUGCUUUGGCAUGCGCGUGUGCGUGUGUGCCUGCAUGCACGUGGGUGUUUGUGGUCCAUGCUAACAGGCCAGUGGCUGCUCAUCGGACCCUCUUUCCGAGCCCACAGACACCACUCGUCUCAAGCAGGGGAAGAGCCGAAAGAAGCGCAGCGACGAGGCAAACACGGUGCGCUACAGCAAGAUGAUGAGGAACAGCCUCUUCCAGCUCAUGAUGUACACGCUGGACCCUCUGGGCGAUGAAAUCCGAGGGACCGCCGCCAAUGAGAAGUUCUAUGACUCAAUCGCAAAAGAAGCACGCAUGCAGGAGCAGCAGCAGACAGCAGCGGUCGUCGCUGUAGCGAAGAAAGAGGCCAAGAAGAAGAAUAAGAGGCUGUCCACCAGCCCCGCUGAACCGACACCAAUCACACGGGAGAAUGAAGCCAACGUGGACAGCCCGGGCCUGACCUCGCCUGCCCAAGAGACAAUCUCUCCGAGCAACAAACCCAACGGCAGGGCUGCCCCACAGAAGACCGACGCUGCCAAUGGUGCAAGCCAGUCGGUGGAUGACGCGAGUGACGAAAAGGAAGAGGAGGAGGAGGAGAAGCCCUUGAGCAUGCGGUGGCCGGAGUCGACCAAGAAGCAAAUCUCUUACGUCUUCUUACUGCCGCUGGUUCUGCCUCUCUGGAUCACCCUGCCUGAUGUCCGCAAUCACCGCUCCAGAAAGUUCUUCAUGGUCACCUUCUUCGGCUCCAUCCUUUGGAUCGCCAUUUUCUCCUACCUCAUGGUGUGGUGGGCUCACCAGGUUGGGGAGACCAUUGGCAUCACGGAGGAGAUCAUGGGGCUGACGAUCCUGGCGGCCGGCACCUCCAUCCCUGACCUCAUCACCAGCGUCAUCGUCGCUCGCAAGGGACUGGGCGACAUGGCCGUCUCCAGCUCCGUGGGGAGCAACAUCUUUGACAUCACCGUGGGGCUGCCAAUGCCCUGGCUCAUGUUCUCGCUGGUGAAGGGCUUUGCGCCGGUGCAGGUGAGCAGCAACGGGCUCUUCUGCGCUAUCGUGCUGCUCUUCCUCAUGCUGCUCUUCGUGAUCCUCACCAUCGCCGCGUGCCGCUGGCACAUGAACAAGCUGCUGGGAUUCUGCAUGUUCCUGCUUUACUUUGUGUUCCUCAUCAUAAGCGUCAUGCUGGAGACUCGAACCCUGCACUGCCCGGUUACCAUAUGAGCUCCCCAGGCAUCCCAGCCUCUGUGCCCGCCUUGAGGAGGUAAAAAACCUCCGGCCGGUGUUCCGGUGAUUCCUUUCUCAACCCGAUCUUUGAAAAGGUCUCGUCAUGUGAAGGUGUUCAGAGUGCAUCGCUGCUGAAUGAUCCACGCGGUGCGUCUGCGUCCAUCAAAACACCAGAGAAAUAAGACCUCUGCUUCAAGAAUUACCUUCCGAGCAACAUCAUUUGUCACCGAUUGACAACCUGGAUGUCCCAUCUUGAUUUCAGUUGCCACCAGCUAUCAUCACCAAAUCAACCUCCAUCACCAAUGGCACGGACUGGGAGUGAAUGGAGAGCAGAAGAAACAAGAAAUGCAUGAAGGCAAAAAGGAUCAAAUGAGGUGUACAAAUGUCAAAACGUGAAACUGAUUGACCAACGCUGUUUGCUUUUGUCUGCUGCUGCUGCUGCUGAGGUAGUUGAACACGGGGAGCUUUUGCAAUUGCUUCAUGUUGCACAAGACGAUGUUUUUAAAUCAACUUACAAACUAUCGGAGAGAGAGAGAACAUGCGCACUGAGACGGCGUUAUGCUAUGAUACGAGCUCACACAGCAUGGAUCGUUGGAGCUCGAACUGAUCUGUUUCCAUUAUGACCCGAAACCUCAUCAAGCCCAUUGGUGUUCAACGUGCAAUGAUUGGUAACAUGCUAAUAAUUCAUCUUGUAGUUUCAGGGGCAUCACAAUACAAUGCAGCUGGCAGCACUUAUUAUCAGUACGUAGUCACGAAGGUUAAGGGAAACAGUGCCCAACCGUGUAUCAAACGUCACACUCCCAGCUCUUACGUUAACACAGGAAUGGAAUGCACGUGUUUUUUUGAAGUGGCAUAAACCACCGAUGAUGCUAAGGUUUCUCUUGCGGGUCGAGGCACAGUUGCAUGAGGAAUCGUACCCGGGUAUUCCGACAGCGUUAGCUCAUAAGUCCCGCACACAUUGCAACUCGCUGUUGAUGUUGAUGCAAGUGUCGGCACACAGAGCCUGUGCACACAAACGCAUUCUGCAGCAUCCCCAGAAAAAAAAGCAAAAUUCGCUCGGAGGGGCAACGCCACUUGAGUGUCUCAAAGCUGGCGACGUGCCGCAGUGCGUGGCAAUAACACACAAACACCUUGCCGAGUCCACAGUUCUAUGGUAAAGGAUGACAAUCGAUGUGGACAAAACCGAAACGGCUAACGGGUUGUCUUUCACUUUGUUUCAAAUUAACACACUUGCACUCCAAAGAGAUGUGGGAAUGUCUUGCGGUGUUUACAGCAUGUUGGCGACAGCGUUUCCUUUGAAAGGCGAUCUUUGUCAGUUUCAACCACGACUGCGCGCAUUGGUCCCGCUGGGAUGGGAGUGUCGUGUCAGAACGCCACCAGCGGCACGGACUCUGUGCACAGGAUCUCGUUUCGUCGCCGUCGACACCCAGGGCGAAAUUGAAAUUUGCAUGUGCGCUGGGCCUAGGGAGACAAAAUUCUGCGCAUACGAAGCGUGUCAAAAAAUAGAUGACAUUGCAUGCCAGCUUUCUAUUCCUACUUUAGUGUAAUGGGACUUAAAGAGAGUUAGCAUCUUCGGACAUUGUAUUCAUCAGAAGGCUUAAUUGAAAAAUCAAUCAACACUAUAUAUGCAUGAUAGUUGCCUUGCUGUGGGCCAGUGAACAUUCAUAUAAAUGUUUAUUGUUGAUGGUUCCUUUUUUUUCUCUCUUCAAAAUGUAACAUGUCCCUGUUGUUGUUGUUGUUGUGGGAGUGUGCUGUCCAUGCCUGCUGAUGUCACCUAAGGGUGAUUGUAGGCGUCCAUCGUGGGUGACUCUUAGGCGUCAAUUCGACACGAAGUUGCUCACGGCACUCUCCUUCGCGGUGAAUGACCUUGCGUGUGUCACGUUGUCCCUGUGUUCCUUCGCGAGACUCAAUCUUGAAGUCGGAGCAUCGUCAUUGAAUCACCUGCUUGUUUAUGUGGAGGUUGUCUUGAUUCGUCUCCUUUACCCCAAAGCGCCAAAAUGUUUUCAACCAAAAAAGAAAUACCACACACAUGACAAGUCAAGAUGCAGAAGAGUUAUCACAUUGUCUUUAAUGUUUAGAACGGACUAUUAUUAUUAUUAUUGCAGUCACAUGUUAGAUUUUAAAAGUCACAUUGCACUUUUUGAAUGUAGAUUCAACUCCUGUAUUUAGCUCGACGUUUUUUUUACUCAUGCUAUACUUUCAGAAGACACUGCUGUAUUCUGCCCACGAUGAAUGUAAGGAGUCUGCAUGGGGAAGGCUGGAGGGGAACGGUGGGGGGGGGGUUGUCGUUAUCUGCUGAGAGAAAAUUCACCUUCUUUCCAUCAUUUACAAAAGUUAGCAACUUUUAUUUACACUCCACAGCUUGUUUGCCUCACAUCACAGUUCACAGAGGCAACCAUAAAAUGUCCUUAUAUAUCGCUGCAAAGACUUGAACAUCCUAUAUCUGCUUGGCUCGUUGCUCCACCAUAACCUGUGCUUGAAGUCUUGUAUGGUGCGAGGCCUACUUGUCCUAGUGCGGUCACGUUUAAUGUGGUAUGCCAGACAAAGUUGCGUGAGUGUGCAAUUGUGCAUGUUUUUGCUUUACAUGUAAAUCUCCCUCUACCACAACGGGGGAGGGGGCGGGUGGUGAAAUGCUAUUUAACUCAGAAAUGUAAAACGAUAUGCUGCGUAGCGCAAAGUACAAUUUGCAGUUGUUGUAGUAGUAACCAUCCUUAUUUGUUUAACGGACCACCUCCAAUAAUAUAUCAGUCAGUAUCGCCAUGAAAAAUAUACAUACUAUACCAUCUUCAACAUACAAUGUUUGUGUGUAACAAAUAUCCCCCCCCGCCCCGCCCGCCUCCAGCAAAAUAAUUGCGUCAAAAUGUGUUCAGACAGUGGUGUCUCUCUAACCCCGGUGUCAUAGUACAUGAGCGAGAGCAGAUAUGAAAUAUGAAUAAAAGAAGACGUUCCAACGUGUGAAAACACGUUCCAAGAUAAGUUGGAAGCAUGAUUAAUCCACUCCGCAAUUCAGGUUACAACUCAACGUCGCCCGUGUGUUGGCUGCAUGUAAACAUCCGAAAGGCGUUUCCUGGCCUGCUAGCUAACUAACUAGUUAACUAGCUAGCUAAUUAGCUAGCUGGCUGUCUGCAAACAGAACAGUUCCAGCGUUGCACGUUUACUGGGGCAUCAGCCGUCCCCGCAAUGAGGUGUUGUUUCUGCUCCACUUCUUGUCAAGUACUCCGCAGGAUACGGCAAUAACCCAAGCAUCAGUGGGAUUGUUUCUCUAUUGUUGGUUUUGGUCAUUGCUGCUUCUUGCUGCUGCUGCUUAUUGUUGCUGUGCAGGUUCCAGUGUGCGUCGCAGGCAUGUUUGGUACACGAGGUGACCAGAAUGUGACCGGCGUUUGUCGGGAUAAAGAGUCUGAAAGGGGCCUCUUGGCCAAUGCACGUCAUACAUCUUGAACGUACCACGACCCGGUAGCAUGGAACGGUGGACCAACGUCGGGUCCCCCCCCCCGCCCCCCCCCAGAGUGGCCGAGCCUCGUGUAACCAAAUGGUGCAUUCUUGGGUGUGCGCAAAGCGUUUUGCUUUGCAACAAAAAGACUCUUAGGGUACAUACAUUUAAAGCCUUAAGUUUGUAACUUUUAGGAUAAUCGCCUAACUAGUUUAAGUUAAUUUCGAAAUGAGCGUCAGAGUUCAAGUAAAGCCGAAUUCAUGUUCACAGCAUGGUGUUCUUAACGGUUCACGGACAUCAACAAAAUCCGACCGCGGAAAGAUGUGCUCAUCGAAGACAUCCUUCAAAGACUUGCAGAAGCAAAUUAAACCACUGUUUUAUAUGCGGCUACCCUUGCUUGUAUCUUAUACUAUUUGGCACAGAUAAUGACCCAGCAAACAUGGAAACGUCGAGCUAACGUUGGCCAAAUACUCCCAACCGCAUUCUCACGUUGGCCCAACGUUCCACGUUCACUGGGGAGACGGCUGAUGUCGCCCAUAGGGGGUUUAAGACACCAUGUAUGACAGUAACAUGUCAGUGGUGUUGUAUAUACACAUUGUAGAUUGACCGAUACCUUUGACCAAUUGACACGGCAUGCAAUGAGCAUUCAAAGUCCCUGAGAAAGGUCAAUGCAGAAACAAAUGUUUGGUGCACAACGGAAUUUAAUUUAGCCAGUGGUGGUUGUUUUAGUCAUCCAGGCAAGGUAUUGGUCAAUUGCAAAAUACGUUAUACUGUACUUAAUUGUAUUGCACUGUAUACAUUAGAGAAUAGAGUAUUAGCCCGUGUAGUUAGCCGUUUGAAGACAAAUACUUAAAUAUAUAAUGUAUGUAUGUAUACACAAUGAUAUUUUUACCAGAUUCUAAGCAAUAUGGUUGUAUUUAUAGCAAAGUUAUCUGUUGUGUGUUCGUUCAGUUUCGAGUCAAUGGAAAAAUAGAUCGUAUUGGACGCAUUAUCUUGAGCCCAAGGAAUGUUUAAAAAUCACCGGACCCAAAAUGACGUUGCUGGUCUCAUCCAUUGUGCGAGGAACAUUUGUGACGGGUUCAUGCCCACGUUGAUACCAUCAGUGGCGGCUGGUGGGAAUGUAUGUUGGUGGGACGAGGAAGGGUCAAAGAGUUAGGUGCUGCGGGGUGCAUUGUGUCUUAUUUAAUAAGUUAAACCAAGAUUGUUGCCCAGCAAGGCUCUGGCAGGCAAGUGACUCGGGCUGGUGUUCCCCGUUGUUGGCCAGAAGAAGAAGAAAAAAAACAUCAACCGAUAAAUCAUCCCGAUCUGCUCUGUUAAUGCAAAGCUGCGUACGGUGCUGAAAGACGUUCAACAUACAAACAAAGCGCAGUUUAACACAGCACAUGGCGUUAAAAAAAAUCGCACACAAACAAUAAUUAAAUCUGUAAAUUACAAAAAGAACCCCCGAUCGAAAUCGGAUAAUAGUACAGGCCCAAAAACCAUACGUUUCCAAGAACAGAUACAAAAAAAAGUACUGAAAGUGCGGUGUGAACACGUCGGUGCACGGUGUAGGGCCGCGAGCCCAUGGAAAACGUGAACAAUUACUCCCCACGUGUUUGUCAAGGUGGAGCGAGUUACGAGCAGCCGCCUUUACAGACGUGUACCUUGCCCAGUGUAAACCUUAUUAAAUAGCGUCGCAGUAAAUAUGGGACGACGUCGGGCCAAGGUUGGUCCAACGGUUCCAACCACAUGUCAACGUUGGCCCAACGUUGACAAUGUUUACCAGGACGCAGGUGAUAACGCUUGGACAUGUAGGCACAGGUGAGUAGUAUAAGGCUAUUUUAUUUCCUUCAUUUUUUUUAUUUUAUUGCAGGCCCCUAGUGACCCGGCGCACGCCACUGAUUGAUACGACUCACAACGCCUCAUUCUCCUGGAAUUCAGCAACUUCCAUUCCCCAGACACGCUGUGACCACUGCAUUAGCUGAACCACCGCCUAUACUGGGAAACGUUAUCGCGUGUUGUUGGACUAUUAACAAACAAAAAACACCGCGUCAGUUUUCCCAUGAGAACAAUUAUUGUCACGGAAAAAUGGGGUAGCUGCAACGUUCACAAAAUCCAUCUGGAACGCCCCCCACGGCCCCCCUUGAAAUGCUAUGCAUUUAAUAUUUAAUGAGCCAUGGAAGCGGUUAGAGUGAAUAUAUUAUUAGAGGGGAGGGUGUUAAUGCUUCUAAGUUUUUUAACGAAUGAAGCAUCAGAUUGCGUAAAAAAACACAUUUACGCGACAACAAUAUAGCUGUUAGACUGAUGUAAACUCCCACGUCAGCCUCACUCGACGUUGCACAUUGAAUGAUGAAUGAUCCGUGGCGGGCCCAUACGCAAACGCAGCGAAACAAACUCCCCUUUACAAAACUAUACUCAGUGUGCCCCACAGGUGACACCCCAAGCAUCGAACAAUUUGAAGUAUUCGAGAAAGCCGUUCCGACCCGAGAUAAAACAAUGGAACACAUUUUGACCCCGUUGCUGGGCUUUGCGAGGGACUCGUUGGCCGAGAGAUGUCUGUUGUGACGCAUCUUUGUAUUGCUUCACCCUUCUCCCCCCUGUUUAAUGUGCACUGCAGUACACACUAGGGUUGCCACCUCUGAGGUAUACACCGGGGCAUAACAUGGCAAUAUGAAUAUCUCACAAUACCGGAAGAGGGGGAAUUCCGCGUGAAUGCAUUGUCUUGAGCGGCGUAUGUUUGUGCAGCUGACAAAAACCGGGUCUCGGGAACACAUAGAUACCCCAUAGCGGGUGAUUUGGCCUACUCUACUUUCAAGCAAUGCCUUCCAGACGCCUUGUCAAAGAGUGGGAGUACUCAAACUUUACUCCAGCCACCGCGUGCGGUCUGUAGAUAGACUAACGGUAGCGGUACAGAAGCGGGGGGUGGGGGAAUUGAUCAAUGUGUUUUCAACUGACCCCAAAUUUUAUUUUUGACAGAAGUCCUUUAUAAAGAGGACGUUCCUAGAAGAAAAUAAACCGGGCAGGUGGCAACUCUAGUAAUGUACACGGCAUUGGGUAUUUCUUUGACAAAGAGCACUUGCUGAGGACAGCAACUGUGGACAAUAAGCCGCUGAGAUCAACCUCACCGCUGGUGCUGUUUGCUGUUGAGAGCUCUCCGUCUGUCUGGUGCUGGUGGGUCCCUGUUCUACAUGUCUCGGCGUAGCGCGCGUGCGCUUGUGCCGAUGAAACCUUUUUAUUCAGGCUCCUUGACAGAACCCUUGAACAGGGGCCACGAUUCACGGACACUCUUGAACAGUCUUUAAGGUACUUCACCUUCAUCUUAAAAUCAAAUUUGCGUUUUUUUUUUAACUUUGAAAGUAUUUUUUUGUACAUGCCACAUACACUGUUAAUAAUGGCAAAGAUUUAUAAAAGCUAAUUUUUUUUACACCGAUAGAUCACAUUUAAUUAAUUGAAUCCUUUUUAAUUAUAAUGUAAUGUUUUCUCUACAUAAUCGUAAAUAUUCAGAUGGGUAGAAUCACAAGCUUUGCAGAAUAUAAAUGUUUGUUUACAAUUGCAUUUACUUUUAUUCAACAAUUGCAUCACAGCGCAACCGUUACCAUGGAAACUGUCGUGUGGUUUUUAUUUCUGUAUUUCUUUCACCAGUGAGGUAUUGGCAAAAAUAAGCUUGUAGAGUGCAUACAAUCCAACGAUCGACUAAACGGACUAGAACGUUACUUUUAGCAUGUGUAGAAAUACAAACGUUGGUAUGCCCUUUAUUUUAGGUACGUAUAGAACCAAAUAAAUCGUUGGAGAAUGUUAAUGUUUUCAUCUGAAUUUUGGCCAAAACGUGCCAAUGUCUCCAUAAGCAGCAAUGGAGAAAAACCAUCCAGUUAAUGUUUCAGCCAUUUCGUCAACAUGUGGAUAUACAUGGACUCCUCUACUUACGAACUAGUUGGGUUCCAGAGGUCUGUUCGUAAGUCGAUUUGUUCGUAAAUCAAACUUUACUCCUUUCCAUUCCAAACAUGUUGUACGGCAUUUACACUAAACACGGGGAAUUGCUUUGAAAGUUGUAUAAUCUCAUGCAGAUUUAGAAGCCACCACUGCCAUCUAUUGCGCGACAAGUUCGUAAGUCGAGUGUUCGUAAGUAGAGGAGUCACUGUAACCCACUCAGUUGCAACCACACUAACUUAAAAUUGUCGGUGCAGCCCUGCAAUUGCUCGCCCAUGCCACUGCUGAUUAAAAGGCCUCCACCGAUGAAAGGCCUCUUAUACGCAGCUCUAUCUAGAGAGGUCAUCUAAAGGAUAUCUAGUCUACUCUUCUAAGAUGUCCAGACUACACGAGACCUGACGAUUGACUGCAGUGCACCCAUUAACCCAUUCCGAUGACGUACGUACGCGUACGUCAUCAGUUUUUAUCCCGAUUCCGUUCUGACGACGUAUGUGAAAAACAAAAAUAACGUUAUCAGUGCCGAGGCUUCCACAAGGCCAUGCGGGAGGGCGUGUGGCACAGUUUGGUGCCAGCUAUUACCGAGUGCGGUCGUGUCGCUACAGUUCUCUGCGGUGAGUACAAUAUCUUUAAAAACAAAGGUGCUAUGCCUCUCUAAAUAAAAUUAACGCUAACCGCUUGCGCGUUCAGAGAUUCAGCGGUAAACGGGACACCCACCUUGCAGCUUGCAGACGUCUCGGAACGGGAAAGGGUUAAUACUGCUAGAUAGACACACGUGGGAGGAUUUAAGAAGCUUUCCCAAUGUUUCAACAGCCACGACGGGAGUUUGAAACGUCGACUUCUGGAAGUUCAGUGUGCUAACCAUUUCACCUCGGCAGCAUCCCUACUGUUACAUAAAUGGUGCAGUAAAUGAGAAAAAACACGUUUUAUUAUUAUUAAUGUCGUGUCAUAGUUUCAAUAUCAAAACCACAUGUACGAUGGUAAUGCCAUUCUAAUGUUUCAGACAAUUGUUCUUCAAGCUCUUACUUUGAAAUGAGAAAGUUGGUCUUAAACAUCGAUACUGUUUGGCUUAAUUUGAUUAUUUUUGGCAUUUUGACACGUUAUAUUAUAACUUACAAUUUCUCUAAAGCAAGGCAUGAUGUUCUUGUCAUAUAACUGAAAUGACUGAUAAUUAAUAUACAGAAACUUUGUUGAUGAAAUAUGGCUGACCAGGUACAUUAUUUCAUUAGGUUUGUACUGCUGUGUAUGCCUGAAGCUUUGCUAUUGACUUCUGCAAACAUUAAAAAAAAUACAUCUCUUAUUAUGGAAAGUCAUAUAAUCCACAGAUUAAAAUAUCCUGGAUAAAAUAGAAGUAGAUAAUUGCUAUUAUUUAGUUUGCCAAUGGUAUGCGAUCAAUUUGUUAUGAGUUCACUGAAAAUUCCCAAGAAUGCUGAAGUAUAUUACAGUGGAAUCGUUUAAACUGUGGAACAGAAAGGCGAUCCAAAUGUAUGCAAAGCUGAAAACACCUUCCUGGCCACAGGAAGACGAAGAGUCCAUCUGGAGACCCAAUUGUCCUCUUUCCAGGUUUGCCGGUCACUGGGUACUGGUGUUGUCAAUUGUUUUUCUCUCAACACGGUAUAGUAUUAAUGUGUGGGGGUCGGGGUGUACAGAGCUGUAUUUAAUCAUACAUGAAUGUAAAACCUGCAUGUAAAGGAAGAAAACCUAUUAAACAAUCUCAGAGUCUGUA
This is a messenger RNA of Petromyzon marinus (sea lamprey), 11057 nucleotides long. Lineage: Eukaryota; Metazoa; Chordata; Hyperoartia; Petromyzontiformes; Petromyzontidae. The record is from RefSeq and is a predicted model, not a curated record.